AUGCAUUUGUCUAAACCAGUCAUCCCCUUCGCCACCCUGCUGCUGGCAGCCUCCUUCGUCGCCGCGCAAGACGCAGGCGCCAAUCCCAGCCUUGUCGCCCGCGAGCCGGGCAGCACACGAGGUGAGCCUGUACCCGCAUUUGUAUCUGCUCCUGCCGUUCCAAAGGAGAUGUACGAUGCUUUAUCAUUUAAGAAGACCUCAUCGGCCAAGAAGACCACGACUACCCAAAAAACAGUAAGUAACCGUGCUGUGCCCGAGCCAUCACAAACCAGUGAAGUCACCACCCUUCUCUCUCCGACUGAAGCCAUCAGCACCACUGCAGUAACAGAUGCCACAGACUCAGACUCGCCUUCUGAUGUCGCCGAGUUCGAGUUGAUGGCUCACUUGUUCGACAUCAGCGAUGACAGCAUCAUCGAAACCGCGACCAGCGACAUUGUCGACAUUGCUUCUGACGAUGUUGAUGGCUAUGAUGCACAUCUAGACGAAGACAUCUCUAGCAACGAGCACGGCAAAGCGACGGUCAAGCGGGAGCCAAGACGAAACAACGACUACAUAGUCACCCCUUCCACGCCUACCACCGAGGAAAUCAGAGCGGGUCAAGACGCUUACGCUGCCGCUGUUGACCGUAUGUUCUCGGCGCGCGACACAGAUGUCGACCAAGACCUCUCUAGCAACGAGCACGGCAAGGCCAAGUCCAAGAGGAAGCUCAGAAAGCCAUCUGAGCUACAAGGUCCUUACCAGGAUGUCAGCGGCGACCCCGGCGAUGGCUCUUGGCGGAAGCGUAGUCCUCCCUCUGGCGGCCCUGGCGGUCACGGCGGUCGUGGUCUUAUGCGAUGGGGUGGUAACAGCCAGCGAGGCGACGGUGCCAGAAGCUCCCGCGAGGGACAACAGCAACAGAAGGGAGGGCGUGAUGGCGCGCAAGAGGGCCCUCGCCGCGGUGGUCAGAACAGUGGUGACGGACCCCGUGGUGGUAACAGCGAGGGUCAGUACAAAGGCGAUGCCGUAAGGCGUGCCGUUGCUGCUGGUCGCUUCACGCAAACCACAAACGUUCAAGGCGGUGCCAAUUCCACGCACACCAAGAGUCUUCCGCCGGGUAGAACAGGCACUGGAGGAGGUCCACGAGGACGCCUCCACGGCCGCCCCAACCGCAACAACAGCACACGCCCUCGCCGCCGCAGCGACUCUGACUCGGACUCGGACUUCAAUGGAGACUACGAGCAUGAGUACGACUUCGACACCGCCACCGACACCGACACCGCCACCCUCUCCUCCACCCGCGCCCAACCCCCCUCCGCAAACGCCCUCCUCUCCGCCCGCCGCGAACUCUGGUCCAACGACUACGCCCAAUGCAUCAAAGACAGCUCCGCCAUCACCAAGUGGCUGUUCGGCCUGCACCUGACGUGCUGCUGCCCCACGCAGUACGAGUAUCUGAACGGAUUGGGCAGGUUUGAGCCGUACUGCAAGGAUCUGGAUAGUCGCAAGAGCCCCGUGCCGAACACGAAUGUUACGCAGGUCGUCAAGUGUAAGAAGGGGUAUAAGAUCAGUGAGGAGUUUCCGAUGUGUUGUCAGGAGGGUUGA
Cyphellophora europaea CBS 101466 is the source of this 1578-nucleotide messenger RNA. RefSeq lists its product as uncharacterized. The record is from RefSeq and is a predicted model, not a curated record. The transcript has a single exon. Lineage: Eukaryota; Fungi; Ascomycota; Eurotiomycetes; Chaetothyriales; Cyphellophoraceae. The coding region runs from base 1 to 1578 and encodes 525 amino acids.